Molecule: messenger RNA, 2780 nt
Organism: Ricinus communis (castor bean)
Lineage: Eukaryota; Viridiplantae; Streptophyta; Magnoliopsida; Malpighiales; Euphorbiaceae
Product: zinc finger protein 600
Exons: 1
Coding region: 462-2195 (577 amino acids)
Source: RefSeq, a predicted model, not a curated record
GUCUAUACCUUUAUAGCUUAACUUCCAUGCAAGUAUUUCUUCCUCUUCUUCUUCUUUCCUUUUUUUUUUUAAAAAAAAAAAACACACUUCCAGUUCCUCUGUCACUCUUUGUUUCUUGUUGGGUCUAUUCGUGCUCAAUUUUGCCAUUUCCAUUUCAAUAUCUCGCUUUUCGCAUAUACUUCAACAACUACCCAGUGUAGAGACAGAGUGACAAACAGAGGUUGCUUUGUUUUCUGGAUUAUUUUCUAUCUCCAUUUUUGUCUCUUUUGACGGAUCAAGAUCUUUUAAUCUGGGUCUUCUUCGUUAAUUGAUUCCUCUGUUUCUUGAAGUUUCUUGUGUGUUUGUUUCCAGGGAAUGUGACUGAAAAAUCUUCUCAUUCUUCCUGGAAAAUUGAGGUUUUCCUUGGUUCUGUGAUCUGGGUUAUCUUCUUUUGUUUUAUUAGGCUAGUGAAAUUCGUUUAAAUGGAGGAAGAUCGAAAAAAGAAACGCCAUGUCUGCAAGCUAUGCAACAAGAGUUUCUUGAGUGGAAGAAUCUUGGGUGGUCACAUGAGGACUCACAGGUCUAGAAAUUCAGUCGAAGAAGAUGUUAUUCUUGAAAACAGCAAUAUGGGUGAUGAAGGUUGUUAUGGCCUAAGAGAAAACCCGAAGAAAUCUUGGAAAUCUUCAUUCUUGAAUGAUAAUGAUGAUAGUUUGUUAUCAGUUCAAGAAAGCGUGGAGUGCAGAGUUUGUGGCAAACAAUUUGAGUCAGCAAGAUCUCUUCAUGGUCACAUGAGGCAUCACUCAGUUGAAGAAAGGAAUGGAGUUCGUUGCAAAGAAUGUGGGAAAGGGUUCAAGACAGUAAGAUCUCUCACUGGUCACAUGAGGUUGCAUUCUCUAAAGAAUAGGGUCUCUAAUGAAUCAAGAACUAGUCCAGGGCCUAACUUGGUUGUAAUAGCUUUACCAAAUGCUAAGACUGUGAAUCUUGUGAGAAGAAAGAGAUCUAAUAGAACAAGGUGCAAGGUUACUUCUCCUAAUUCUUCUUUCUCAAGCUUGAAUGAAUCUGUAUCUGGUUUUGAAAUUGAGCAUGAAGUUGAAGAGGUGGCUCUGUGUUUGAUGAUGUUGUCUAGGGGUGUAUAUGAGUCGGGUGAGUUCAAAUCGGUUGGUGAGUCCAUGAAUACUGAUUCUUUGUCAUUUGAGGCUAAACCUUUAGACGAGAGUAAGCAAAUGGGGAGUAGUGACGGCGAAAUUGAUGUUUUUGAUGGUGAUGAGCUUGUCAAGAAGAAGAAACAAAGAGUCGAGAAGUUUGAUUCUUGUGCUUCAGAUUCUAAGAAUAAGACCUCUGAAGGUAGCGACUGUGAUCGUGAUAUGGCGUGCACUGAGGAAGAGAAGAUCCAAUUGGAAUCUUCCACUGUGAAUUCUUACCAGCCCGCCGAUUCCAAGAGGCCAGAAGUAGGGGAUGAAUGUGACUGGCAAUUAUGUGAUACUGAGGUAGAGAAGGUAAUUCAUGUUGAAAUGGAUAGCAGCGCCACUGAAUCACACUCGAGCCAAGAAACUAGGGAAAAAGUUGGAUUAGAUCUUGCUAGUCUAGAACACGUGAUUUAUACUCCAAGCAAGAAAGCUGUUUUUGAUGCUGAGAUGGGGAAGGAUUCUUGCACUGAAAUAAUAUGUUCUACUGCAAAUUUUGAUGAUUCUAAAAAGAAGAACCAAUUCCAAUGCAGGAUCUGCAGCAAGAUGUUUCUCACUCAUCAGGCACUUGGUGGUCACCAAACCUUACAUAGAACAUCAAAAAGCUCAGCUGCUUUGAAGAUUGAUAACUGCCAGGAGGGUAUCCAGACUAAUAGUUUUCCUGAAAAGAGUGAUGCCAGAAGCGAGGCUGGCAAGCUUGAUAGCAUCAAGAAUUCAGUGGAGCAGGAAGAGGAUGGAAUGACUACUACAGGAUAUCAGUUGAAGAAAAGCAAGGAGCAUAAAUGUCCUAUCUGCUCCAAGUUAUUUGUGUCAGGCCAAGCUUUAGGGGGUCACAAGAGGGCUCAUCCUGCUAAAGCCAAAGAAGAGCAGAAUAUGGCAAUGCAACAAGAAGUUCCUGGCAUAUGUGAAGCACUUGAUAUUAAUCUCCCUGCGAUGAUUGAUACAGAGUCCAAUGAUGAAGCUGGGUUCAAGUCAUGUUGGACCGGAACCAUCUACAAGCACGAGCCAUUAUUGGAUGUUAUUGCUAGUUAAGGCAACCGGAAGCAGUUCAAACAAGUGGAGAAUUUGUUGAUUUUUCAUGUUCAAGUUGCUGCUAAUAGCUUAGCUGACAACUGCCCUCUUCUGGUUUAUUCUCUUACAUUACACAUCUUUCUUUUGUACAUGAACUGGCGAAACCCCAUUGCUGCAUUACAUUUGGAAUUCUGAUAUACUGAAACAGGAUUUAUUUUGCCCCCCUUUUUUUGCAUUUUAGUGUUCUCACAGAUAAGUCAAUAGGAGGAGAUAAGUAGAAACACAAAACUUAUUGACCUUAGGUUGAAAUCCAAUUUUGGCUUCACAUUCUUUUUGUACCAAAGUGUUCAAACAAAAUGCAACUUACUUUUUUUUUUUUCUCUCUUCUUCCCUGUUGCUGAGGGUUAACUGAUGUCAGUACUUUAGCUUCUGUUCAAUCUAGAAGAUAAAUAUUUGAGUUGGGAGUUGGAAAAAAGAGAAGCAUGGUGACAAUCACAAUGAUUAAACUUUGUACAUGACAUAUAGUAUCUGUUUAUCUAAAGCUAAAGGUGGUUGUUUAGUCACCUAACACAUACAUAUGACAUAUUAUCUCAAAUUCUCUGUCCA